AUGAACAAUUCAUCAUCCGAUAACAACAACAGCAAUAAUUACAAUUACUAUCCUGGCGGUACUACUGGCAGUACUGAUGGUAUGAUGGACUCAAGUCACUCAACGAAUAAUCCCUACAAUAGUGCUGGAAUGACCUAUAUUCCCUAUGGUGGUGGCGGUGAUGGUCUUAACAACAACAACACUUUUGGCUAUGGCAUGUAUCCUCCUCCUCAGCAACCACAAUUAUUACCCUACCCAACUUCAUCAGGAGCAGGCGUUUACUAUCCACCUUCAUCCGACAUGAUGAAUUACAAUAUGCCAUAUCCUACCUAUCCCUCCACAACAACCAAUAGCUAUGAGCUAGUUCAAAAGCCUCCAUCCACAACAACAACAACCACUACCGCUGCUAAUAUGACAACUACACAUGUUCAGCCCACAACGAUGGUCGACCUCAAGAGGAAUGAUGAUGAACCAAAAAGUGAACCACUUCACCACGCUAUUCGGAGCGAAGAACAAGUUCAUGUCGAUAUCGACACUCCUCCUCAUAACGUCAAUGCGGCGACCAUCGCCACUACUCAACAUGUUGGUGCAAAACCCGAGUCCCCUCGCAGGUCAUUGAGAAGACAAAAUUCCAUUCACUUGACAUGUCCAAGAAUUCAUUGUGAUUGUUUUAGCAUGCCAGACUGUUUCAGUUGGUCAGAUAUGGGUCGCAUGGAAAAGUAUCGACUUUUCACAGUUGUUGCUGGAGUUUUCUUUUUCAUCCUUGGUCUUGCUUUGUUUGCUAUCACUGGAGCACUUUGGGGAGUUGUGAACUCGGAUCCAUUGAUGGAGCGCGAUCCAAAUGCACUCAUCUACGUGCAUAGAAACUGUUGUUCAGUGGAUUUUGUCGAUGACUGCUAUACCUCCAAGUCGAAAUACUCCUACCGUACCUAUUGCUAUUAUCAAGUGACCUUUCCACGAUUGGGCACUGCUGCUUUGUUGAAUGACUCUUUGAAGGGAAGAGGCAUCGCAUGCUCUUCUUCUAGCACAGAUACCAUCACACGUGUGACACAAAAUUCAUAUUUGACUUCCUACUACUCAGUCAUGUCUGGGAGACGAAAUGUCGAUUGUUUCACUGAUAAGGAUGAAAAUAAUGUGUCCCUCAGAGAACCAUAUAGCGAGCUAUAUUCGGGAAUGGUAACUGGAGCGAUUGUUUGUGUGAGCUUUGCCAGUGUCAUAAUGUUCACUAUUUUCGUUAAGGUUGGAGUGUAUUUGAAACACCAACAACAACAGCAACAAUCAUUGCCUUCUGCCUCCAAUUAUCAUCAUCAUCAUGGAUCGUACUCCAUUACAGGCUCUGAUAGUGCCUUAAGCGCCACCAACAGCUCUUCAAGUACCAAUGAUUCCUUUACUGCUCAAACUUUGGAUUUGUUUGUUACCAUGAUUGUUUCCUUAAUCGACUGUUCUCCCAAGAGAUCAUGGAGGACCUAUUUUUUGCCAUUAGUUCUCAAUAUCUACCUGAUAUGGACACAGUUAUUCGUGGAUACCAUUGCUGAUUUUGGUUGGGGAGAAUAUGGAACAUAUAUAUUUCAAAUUGUAGUGAACUUUCCAACGACGCUUUUAUUUCAAAUGAUACCUUAUUGGGGUGUGGUUGCUUUAAGCUGUGUGUUCCUGUUACUCAUAUGGAUUUACAUUGGAUUGCUAGUUUUUGCUUUUAGAAACACAGUCAAGCCAAGCAAAUAUUUCAAAUGGUUGAAGGUCUUUAUUCGACGUAUCAGCUAUGUCUUGAGAACAUUUUCCUUGCUCAUGGUUCAUUUAUUUGUUGGAUUUUUUAAUUGCGAUCUUUCAAAGACUGUCAAUAUUUCAACAGUUGGAGGUGGCAGCAUUCAAAUGAAUGCGUUACGACGUUACAAUGGUGUGGCAUGUUUAGAAACUCAAAACAUUGUAAUGAUUGUCGUGGCGAUUAUUGGAAUAUUGUCUCUAAUUAUUGUAUAUCCAAUAGCUGAAUUUGCUAUUACUCAUUCAUCUCCCUUCAGCAAAAUGCCAUUAAUGGCCGAAAGCUCUCUAGUUACUACCUUAAUGGGAAUGUGUUGUAUAAUCCAAAUGGUCCUUUCUCACAUCAUUCCUCAACACUAUUUAUACGCUUCUGCGAUCAUACAGGUGUUACUUAAUAUUGGAAUGUGUUUAGUUAUGUUUUACUAUAUACCUUUCCUGAGACGCUUGGAUAAUACGUUAUAUUUUGGUUUUGCCCUCUCAAAAUUAGGAGCUAGUGUAGGAGCUUUAGUUUGCUCGUGUUCAAAUUUAACUUCCACAGCCACUUCUUCCAUUGAUUUUGGCUAUGGGUUUUCUAUAUUGACUUUGGGACUUGUUGUGAUAUGUUUUACGUGUGGAUGUGUGGUAAUGGAAUCCUAUAUAAGAUUACAAACAUCAAGAAUACGAGACAAAAUGUUGACCUUUGAAAUGUGUGUAUAUGAAAAAAGUUUGAUUGUUGGAAUAGAAAAAUCUGCAUCUUCUAUUUAUGCUGAAAUAGAAGAAGGUAAAAUGAUUUCAGCUUUAAGAUUAUUUUUCAAACUUUGUCUCAAACAAGGUUCUAGCAGUACUUUGCAUAAGGAUAUUGUGGAUUCUGAAAUUGCGAUAGCAUUCAUUAAGGGAAUUUCAAACCAAAAAUCAUUUUGCGAUAUUUACAUGUUGAUUUAUGGUUCUAGCAUUGUGCUUUGA
This is a messenger RNA of Naegleria fowleri, 2676 nucleotides long. RefSeq lists its product as uncharacterized. The record is from RefSeq and is a predicted model, not a curated record. The coding region runs from base 1 to 2676 and encodes 891 amino acids. The transcript is spliced from 3 exons. Lineage: Eukaryota; Heterolobosea; Eutetramitea; Acrasida; Naegleriidae.